ACAUCACCAGGAGCCAUCCAGGAAAUUCCCUUCUGGCCUUCAGUCCACACGUGUGCAGUUUUCCCAAAGUUGGGCGAGAGUCCUUCCUGUUCUACAGUCCUGUUGCGUCUCUAACACGGAGCAGAGCAGGAGCGACCCCAAGUAACAAAGGGGCAAAGUUUUCAUGGGGAGUGAAGCAACGUGCGCUUGGGGUCUACAGACUACAUAGGAACAGACUCAGGAUUGAAGCACCUCGCAUCUGGAAGCGCUGUCCUUGGUUAGUUUGCAGGAAAUGCUGUCCUUCUGGGAUGUGGCCAUUGAGUUCUCUGCAGAAGAGAGGGAAUGCCUGGAGCCUGCUCAGUGGAAUUUGUACAGGGAUGUGAUGUUGGAGAAUUACAGCAACCUUGUGUUCCUGGGUCUUGCUGUGCCUAAGCCACACUUGGUGACAUUUUUGGAGCAAAGACAAGAAUCUUCAGAUGUGAAGAGACAAGAAGCAGCCAACAUGCAGCCAGGAACAAUACCUGAUGAUUAUAACAUGUACAGAAAGACUAUUGUUUGUAACUCAUUAAUUAUGCAACACCAGAGAAUUCAUACAAGGGAAAAACCCUACAAGUGUGAAGAAUGUGGUAAGGGUCUUAGUUCUCAUAAAACACUUUCCAUACACAAGAGACUUCAUACAGGAGAAAAACCCUACAGAUGUAAAGAAUGUCAUAAGUCCUUCAAUACUCACUCAUCACUUUUUAUACACCAAAAAAAUCAUACUGAUAAAAGAUCCUACAAAUGUGAAGAAUGUAGCAAAUUAUUUUAUUAUCCUUCAAUGCUGAAGCAACAUCAAAGUUUUCAUUCUGGAAAGAAACCCUACAAGUGUGAAGAAUGUGGCAAAUUAUUUUACUAUUCUUCACUGCUGAAGCAACAUCAAAGUAUUCAUAGUGGAGAGAGACCACACAAGUGUGAAGAAUGUCACAAAGCCUUUCGUUAUUACUCAAGCCUUAAGAACCACAAGGCAGUUCACACUGGAGAGAAAUUCAGCAAGUGUGAACUGAGAAGAAAAAGAUGUACUAAGUCUGCCUUCCUCAUUGAGGACAAGGCAGCUCAUAUAGCAGAGAAAGCCUACAAGUGUGAAGAGUGUGGCAAGUGCUUUUGCUCAUCUUCAUCCCUUAGAGUACAUCAAAAAAUCCAUUCUGAAGACAAUCCCUACACAUGUGAAGAGUGUGGCAAAAGGUUUUCCUACUUUUUACACCUUCAAGAGCAUCAGACUGUCCAUACUGGAAAGAAACCAUACAAGUGUGAAGAAUGUUACAAAGCCUAUUGUUAUCACUCAUCCCUUACUAAACACAAGAAAGUUCAUACUGGACAGAAACCCUACCAGUGUGAAGAGUGUAACAGAUGGUUUUCCUCAUCUUCAUCUCUUAGACGACAUAAAAGAAAGAAUAUUCAUUCUGAAGAAAAUCUGCAAGACUGAGGGGAAUGUACAAAGACUUUAUUAACUGUUUUAUCUGUACUCAAUACAUGAUAGAAUUUAUAUGGGAGAGAAAUCCUACAAAUGUCUUAAAAAGUUUACUUCUCAACCCUUAAAAGAAAGCAAAUGAUUAAUUCUGGCUACAAACUCCCAUGAGUAUGUGAAGUGUGGUAAAAAUCUUUGCUGGUAAUUCAGGUCUUAUCCACCUCUAAUGUGUCCAUAGUGGAGAAUAUUAAGUUAAUUAUUUUUGGAAUGUCAACACAAACAGCUAACUUCCAAGAGCACUAAGAAUGUUGUCAGAGAACAGUGGAGACUUCUCUUUGUUGUAACCCCCCACAGUUUAUUCAAGCGGUGUGUUUGAAAUUUGCCUUGAUUAAUGAGUCUCUUUCUUGUGUAACUGUAAAUGUUCCCUGAAACCUUUACCAUGUCCUAACUUUGUCCACUGGGUUCCUGGAGUCUGAGAUCUGGGCUGUGUCAUAGUUACUGUUGUUUUCCCAGUGGAGUCAUCCAAGCUCCUGUAAUAUCUCCCCUCGGUGUGUAAGAAUCUGUCUCUCUGAGCUAGCAGGUUUUCACCCAGCAUUUGGCUCCUGAAUUCUUAUUGGUAAAAUAAAAGGAUAGAGACUUAGUUAAAACCACAAGAAGGCUCUUCCAGUCUAAGGCCUCAGCAGCAAUAGGCAGCAGCUGCAGAGACACAGUCAUCAGCUGAGGCAGAGAUGGUAUCAGGUGCAGCUGAUAAAAAACAACAGUGCCCAUAGAGCAAUAAUGACAGGAAGGUUAUGGGAGAAACCAUUCAUUUUCUGAUUGGAUUUAAAUCUUAUUCCACAAAUAGUAACUGGUAUCAUGUUAAUUUGGUGAUAUGCUUUUGCCUGGCUAGGUUAUAAACCCUAGGGGGAAAUUAAUGCUGUUAUUCUAAUAAGUGGAUACUAACUAAAUGAACCCAAGUUCUCAUCUUUAUACUCACAGAGUCAGGAACCCAAGUCCUCAUCUUUAUACCCACAUUAUAAACAAGGUCCCUUACACACAUCUAAAGCCACAAGUCAGAGAUUCCUGAGGGGAAAGAGGAAGAAUGUCAGAGGCAGAAACAGUAGAUGUCUGCACUGAGAUAGCAAAAAUGUUUAAACAUUUCUAGAAUAGUGAAACAUUGCUAGAAAUGGCAGUGCCAUUUCCUGCUUGAACAUUCUGGGGCUAUUACUACAUGUACAACAAUUAAACAAGCUAAAUCCCACCAUACAAUAAGCAUGGUUGUAUAAGGGCCUCACUGUGUCUCACAGUGUGGAGGAGCUAUUAGCAAUUGAUGGCUCCUGAGGGAGACAGUCAUUCUUAGAGUCUUCCAGGUACAGUCAACUGUCUAACACCCCUACACAUAGAGAGAGCACUAAGUGUAAUGAAGAAAUAAUAAAGGAAAAGCCCACCAAGUUGGGAGAGAAAAGUGUUUUUAAGUGUAAGAAGCAAUAGGUGAAUGUGGAGUUUUGAAUAAAAUAUUCAAUAUACAUGUAUUAAAUUUACCCAACUAAUAUCAUUUUAAUAUUUGUUGGCUUUAGACAUAUCCAAACUGACUGGUUUUAGCAGUGAUUACAGCACAUGAAUCUGGCUGUCAUAAAGUAUACAGAGGGUCAGCACCCUACUGGGAAGGCAUCAUGAGGGAUCAAGUGAGUGGACUCCAGAAGGGCUCAGAUGCUAAGAACUAAGGAUCCCUGUGUCAGUGUAACCCCAGGGAAGAGACAGGAAUGGCUUUGCAGAGAUGAGAUGUGGCCAGACUCACCUUAUAUCUUCCACUUGGCCAUGAAUACAACAGAGGAACAAUGCCCAGUGGCCUACCCAUCCUCCUUUACCUCCCUCCUACAUCCAUAGUGAUCACAGCUGUUUUUGUUCUGGGCUAUCCAACAUUAUUGUAGUUAGGAAAGGAGUGUAACAGUCGCAUGAACUUGGUAGGUAGUUACAAGAAAACACUUCACAUAACUAUCAUUGUGUCAUGUUUAAAAAGUUUAUUAACCUAUAAAUGUCAUAUGUGCAUUAGAGAAAACACCAAGAAAUGAAUAAGCCUCUAGAUUACAUGGCAAAGAGAGUUUAUGCUUCCAGCUUUAAUUUCCAUCUUAGAUAAUAACAAAGAUGGGCUGCUGUGUGGGGGAGGUUCUGUCUUUUAAAAUUGUCUAAGAUGUAGUCAGCAAUCCACCUUGAACAAAGGUCCGGUUUGCUACGUGUACGUGAGUCAAUGUUUUCUUCCUGAUUGACAUCUCUGUAGACCUAGUUAUUAAUUUCCUCAGAACACAGAGAGAGAUUUCCUCAUGGAUAAAAUUGACCUUAAUGGCUAUACAUUUGUUCUACAAGACAAUGAUUUUUUUUUUAGAGCUUCUUAGGGAACUAGCUUAAGUGAGAAGUAGCAGAGAUACACUCUCAGUAGUAAAUACUCUAGCAGAGACUUACAAGCUCAGGAGUAAAUAAUACAGCAAUGGCUCAUGCUGUCAGGAGUAAAUAGUAUAGCAGAAACAUAUACUCUCACUAGUUAAUAGUGUAACAGAGACACACACACUCGGGAGUAAAUAUUGUAGCAGAAACGUAUAUUCCCAGGACUAAAUAGUAUAAGGAGACUCAUAAUCUCAGCUGGCAUUUCUCAUUUCUCUCUUUAAUUUUAAGCC
This is a messenger RNA of Onychomys torridus (southern grasshopper mouse), 4074 nucleotides long. Its product is annotated as zinc finger protein 58-like. The record is from RefSeq and is a predicted model, not a curated record. The transcript has 5 exons. Gene Ontology annotation, biological process: negative regulation of transcription by RNA polymerase II. Lineage: Eukaryota; Metazoa; Chordata; Mammalia; Rodentia; Cricetidae. The coding region runs from base 272 to 1441 and encodes 389 amino acids. Gene Ontology annotation, molecular function: DNA-binding transcription repressor activity, RNA polymerase II-specific.